Molecule: messenger RNA, 186 nt
Organism: Plasmopara halstedii
Lineage: Eukaryota; Oomycota; Peronosporomycetes; Peronosporales; Peronosporaceae
Exons: 2
Coding region: 1-186 (61 amino acids)
Source: RefSeq, a predicted model, not a curated record
AUGCGUGAUGUUCUAUACCGCCAGGACGUACUGUAUGUGGCCAAAAGUUUUGUCCUCAGCCGAAAAUUACGGGCUGUGUCCAAGAUGAUAACUCGAAUCGCCGCAAUAGUGACAUAUCGUCUUGUGAAAGCUGUAACAGUUGCCAUCAUCAUGAAGGGUUUUCGUACAGAUGCGACUCGCACCUAA